AUGGCAGCGGCAAUCGCGGCUGCAGUUCGCCGCCGCGAUGCGGUCGCGGCAGCGGAGAACGAUUCGCCCAAGUCGUUCAAGUCGGAGAUCUCCUUGCCAAGAUCCCCGACCCUCAAGAAGUCGCGAUCCCAGGCAGCGCUGGACCUUCCACCGCCUGGCACCGGCUUCUGGAGAUACCAGCGGUCAUCUGCCGUGGCGUACACUGGCAUGCGAGUCCAGCUAUCCGUAGCAGCGCUUAUUGCUGGGAACUUUCUCAUGAAUGUCAUCGAGAAAUGGAUAGACCCCGAUGGCGACAUUUAUCCGGACAUCUGGGUGGGCGCCGACAUCUUUUUCAACGUGAGCUUUGCCAUCGAGCUCGUUUGGAACAUGUACUCUUUCUGGCUGUGUCGCUUCUGGAAGUCAGCCUGGAAUGUCUUUGACGUGAUCGUUGUGACCAUCGGACUGAUGAACUUGGCGGUCUCGGACCUGCCUGGGCCUCUAAGCCUGCUCCGCAUGAUGCGGGCCUUCAGAGUCUUCCGGCUCUUCAAGCGCGUGGAGUCGCUGCACAAGAUCAUGAAGUCCCUUUCGAAGGCUGUGCCUGGAGUCUCCAAUGCGUGCUUAAUCCUCCUCCUCGUGAUGUCCAUCUAUGCGAUAUUAGGUGUGGAGUUCUUUGGGACCUUUGCCAACGGUGGCAACUACACCAACGAGUUGGGGCAGGUUGUGGAAAUCAUCACCGCCAGGGAGUUGCCGUUUGGGGACGAGAACUUCGGUAACUUCCACCGAUCCCUCUAUACCAUGUUCCAGGUCUUGACAGGCGAAUCGUGGUCGGAGGUGGUCACGAGGCCCAUGCUGCACACCACCGACUUCACGCAGGCCGCGGGCACUUCCUUGUUCUUCGUCUCCUUCUAUCUGGUGAAUGGUGUGGUGCUCAUCAACGUUGUGAUCGCAGUGUUGCUGGAGAAAAUGGUGGACGACGAGAAGCACGAGCCAAGCGAAGAGCCGGAGGCAUCUGCAACGGUUUCUGAAGCCGAGACAGAGAACAGGUUUCACGUGAGCCUUCAAAGUGCGCAUGUGGAUCCCCUCCAGGCCAAGAAGCCGUCUCAGCUGCUGGUGCCAGCCGCGAUGAAGCCGAAAGCCGUGAACGGAGCCAGCAUUCAGCAUGUGGUGAAUGGAGGCGCGAAGCAGCCGUUUCACUGCGAAGCCUUGGUGGCUCUAGGAACCGCUACGCUACACGUGAGAGGGCAUUGGCAAGCAUGCUCCCUUCUACCGUACCAGCAGAUUCUGGACUGGACGGUGGCUUCUGCUAGUAAAGCGACACCUAAAGAAGGUAUUCCCUGCGCGUCUGACCCCCCACUCAAUGUGUCAGGUGCAGAGCUGCCGAAAGUGACCGGAAAGGUCCCAACCUGA
Messenger RNA from Symbiodinium natans, 1386 nucleotides. The record is from the annotation of a GenBank genome assembly. NCBI's taxonomy places the organism in Eukaryota, Dinophyceae, Suessiales, Symbiodiniaceae.